AUGCCCGCUUCCACCUCAGUGCACUUGACCCCCUACUGUGGACAAAUGAAACCCAGCUGGUUUGCUGCUUCCCUGGGCCCCAAUUCUGUGUUUGGGUUUCCAGGGGUUAAAGAGACGCUGUCGCAGCUCAAGGUGACGCCGCCGAACAUCACGGUGGUGGAGAGCUGGGCCCUCAAGUCCACGUGCGAGACCCCCACUGGCACCGAGACGCUGCUGCGGGACCAUGACGACUCUGUCCUUGUGCCUGGCGGCUGCAUGGGGCUGUCCCCGGGAAACCGGGCCCUGACGGUGUUGGGGGUCAGCCAGGACGACGCUGGUAAUUACACUUGUGAGGUCAGGAACCCCGUCAGCCACAACCGCAGUCACCCUGUCACCGUUACGGUUGCGUAUGGGCUGGAUGCUGCCACUGUCGCCCCGCCAGGGCCCUUGGACCAGGCUGUAGGCUCCGGGCUGGGGCUGACAUGA
Molecule: messenger RNA, 465 nt
Organism: Alligator sinensis (Chinese alligator)
Lineage: Eukaryota; Metazoa; Chordata; Crocodylia; Alligatoridae
Product: carcinoembryonic antigen-related cell adhesion molecule 5-like
Exons: 3
Coding region: 1-465 (154 amino acids)
Source: RefSeq, a predicted model, not a curated record